AUGAGCGGCCAUCAAGAUGUACAUGCAAAAGCCAUCCCACAAUUAUGGGACAGAGGAAUCCAAACUGCAAAAGAAAUACAAAAACGAACGGCACUGGCCACCAAACUUUUAAUAAAAGUUCAGGUCUCGCACGUAACCGUUUGGAAUCAUUUGACUGAGCUUGGCUAUAUAAAAAAAAAUCGAGCAGAG
Messenger RNA from Diversispora eburnea, 189 nucleotides. Lineage: Eukaryota; Fungi; Glomeromycota; Glomeromycetes; Diversisporales; Diversisporaceae. The record is from the annotation of a GenBank genome assembly.